Messenger RNA from Moneuplotes crassus, 713 nucleotides. The record is from the annotation of a GenBank genome assembly. Lineage: Eukaryota; Ciliophora; Spirotrichea; Euplotida; Euplotidae.
AUUUAUCCAAUAUGAAAAUAAUUAUUCAGAGAGUCCACAAAGCUAGUGUUUCAGUAGAUGGUGAGCCAGUAUCAAGUAUUGGAAAAGGACUCUUAGUUUUACUUGGCAUUACUCAUGAUGACACAAAGGCUGAUUCACUUUAUCUUGUACAAAAGUUACUCAACAUUAGACUUUGGCCUGAUAAUAAAGAAAUUGAUGGGAUUAAACACAGCAAACCAUGGAUGAAGUCUGUUAUGAACAUGGACUAUGAGCUCUUAAUAGUCUCUCAGUUUACUUUAUAUCAUAAAAUGAAAGGAAACAAACCAGAUUUCCAUAAUGCAAGAGAUCAUGAAGAAGCAAAAGAAAUGUAUCUCGAAUUCAUUCAACUCCUUAAAGAUGGAUAUGGAGAAGAUAAAGUACAAAUGGGAGCAUUUGGACAAUACAUGAAUGUAGAACUCCAAAAUGAUGGUCCAGUCACAAUAGCAUUAGACUCCAUCAAAGACCCUAAAAUUGUCCACAAACUUGAGAAAGAAGAGAAAAGGAAGCUAAAACACACAAAAAAUAAAGAAAAACAGAAAAAACAAAAGGAAGAAUCCAAGGAAGAAGUAACAAAAGAAGAGGAGACUGAACCCUCCACAAAGGAGGAUCCAAAACCCGGCCCCUCAAAAGUGGUAGAUAUAGAAGAGACUUCUAAGGUAGAGCCAAAAAUAGAGGAUGCAACCCCUCCAUCGUAA